Molecule: messenger RNA, 2098 nt
Organism: Carya illinoinensis
Lineage: Eukaryota; Viridiplantae; Streptophyta; Magnoliopsida; Fagales; Juglandaceae
Product: pentatricopeptide repeat-containing protein At1g63330-like
Exons: 1
Coding region: 1-1953 (650 amino acids)
Molecular function (GO): protein binding
Source: RefSeq, a predicted model, not a curated record
AUGUUGCUAAAAAUUGCUAAUUAUUCUGCCUCGUCUUCGGCUUCUUCUUCAAGACAUGCAAUUCGAAAGGGAAAAACCCAACACUCCCUUUACUCUCUUAGCAAAACCCCACUUCGAAAUUCUUCCUCGAAUUCCAUUCCCAUAAACAGUAAGGAUUGCAAAGCUCAUGUGACUCCAACCCAGUUCGAAUAUUACGUGAGGGGUGUGUGUAAAUCAGGUAAAAUAAAGCUCAAUGAUGCGAAAAGAUACUUUGAUAGAUUGGUUCAAGGACAACCCGUUCCGGCAAUCGAUACGUUUAAUCAUGUGUUGGGGUCGGUUUCCAGACUGAAAUGCUAUUCAGAUGUGUUUCUUAUGUAUAGGAAGUUGAAAUGUAUUGGGAUUGAGCCUGACUUGUACACUCUGAACAUUUUGAUUAAUUGUUGUUGCAACUUGAAUGUUGUGGAUUAUGGAUUUGGGGUGUUUGGAGAGAUUGCGAAGAGGGGGUUUGAGCCGGAUGUGGUGACAGUCGGUACUUUAGUUAAGGGUUUGUGUAAUGUUGGUAGGGUUCAUUGUGCACUUCAACUGUUUGAUCAACUGUGUGACAAGAAACUUGGAGAGAGGGUGAUCAUAUAUGGGGCUCUUAUUGAUGGAUUUUGUAAAAUGCAUGAGAUUGGUCGAGCUUUGGAGAUGCAUAGAAGGAUGGUGAAGGCAGAGUGCAAGGUGAAUGUGCUAACUUAUGGCAUGAUCAUUGAUGCUCUUUGCAAAGAUGGGUUGAUUAGUGAAGCGAUGGAAAUGUUCUCGGAGAUGAUCGAUUCGGGUAUUCAUCCAGACGUUGUUGUCUACAGUUCAUUGAUUAAUGGAUUUUGUAGUUUAGGACGAUUUAAAGAAGCUGUGAAGUUGUUUAAUGAAAUGGUCGAUUGCGGGAUUUCUGCUGAUGUAGUCACUUAUAACACUUUAAUUUAUGGAUUUUGCCAGCCGGGUUUGUGGAAAGAAGCCACUAUAAUUUUUACGCAAACGGUGGGACAAGGAAUUUCUCCCUGCGUAUUGACAUUCACGAUUCUGAUAGAUUGUCUAUGCAAAGAGGGGAAAGUGGCAGAAGCUUGUGGCAUAUUUAAGUUGAUGAUAAAGCAAGGCAAGGAGCCUAAUUUAUACACUUACAGUUCAGUCAUGAGCGGUUUAUGUUUGGUGGGUCGGCUGGAUGAUGCAAAAAAGCUGUUUAACUUGAUGGUGGACAAGGGUCUUAAGCUCGAUGUUGUUAGCUAUAACGUGAUGAUUAGUGGCUAUUGCAAGAGUUGGAAGACCAAUGAAGCUAUUCAGCUCUUUCAAGAAAUGCAAUGCAAGGGAUUGAAACCCACUGCUGUAACUUACAACACGCUUAUAGGAGCACUGUGCCAUGCGGGCAGAGUUAGAACUGCGCAUAAAUUAUUUAAAGAAAUGCAGAGUUCUGGCCCUUCUCCAGUAUUUGCUACGUAUUCUGCUCUAUUGGGUGGACUCUGCAAAAAUGGACAGAUUGAGGAGGCAAUGGAUCUGUUGCAGUCCCUAGAGAGUACCAAAUCUGAACCUAGUAUUCAAUCUUUUAAUUUAAUAAUUGAUGGGAUGUGUAAGGCUGGUAAAUUCGAAUUGGCGCGGAAAAAGUUCGAGGAAAUCUCAAGCAAUGGCUUGGUUCCUGAUGUUUCUACUUACAACAGUAUGAUGGAUGGCCUAUGCAAGAAAGGAAUGUCAUUGGAGGCUUGUGAGUUGCUUAUCCAAAUGGAGGAGAAAGGUUGCUUACCAGACUCCAUUUCGUUCAAUAUCAUGAUUCAGGGUCUUCUUCGAGAAAAAGAGGUCCAGAGAGCAAUGCAGCUCCUUGAGGUAAUGAGAAAGAGGAAAUUUUUACCCAAUGAAGCAGUCACUUCGAUGUUGAUACACGUUGCCAUGGUUGAUGAACAAUCUCGUGCAAUGCUCCAGUCACUUCCCACGUUCUUGGAAACUUAAAAAGAGCUUCCUCUUAAGGACGACUCUGGUCAAUCUAUGCCUUCCAUUCUUCUUUUACUCCUUCGACAUGUACAGUUACUGAUGCUAGCUUUAAGUCCUUGGAAAAUGAUAGCUGAACCAAUAAAAGUGAUCGAUUGAAUUUUUA